AUGUGGGAGAUGUUGCCACCGUUGCUCUCAUUCCUCAUCGAUCAUCCCACAUUUACCUCCGUCCUCGACUUCGCGCGCUCUCUCUCACAGCGCGGUGUGCCAUUCCACAGUUAUUCGCCAAGCCUCUACGAGCUCGACGUCUCUCUCACCUACGCCCAGACCGGCUUCCCGACACUCAUCCACUGCGCUCCGAAAGCUUCAGCUGUGCGCACGUUCAAGCAUGCAUCUCGCGUGUCGGGGCUUCAAGGCUCGUGGUGCAAGUUCUCCAAGUCCGACAUGCUGGAGAGCCUUUCGAAGGAACCUCGGGCGAACAUGAAGGCAGGGGCGAAGCACGCAGACCCGUUGCGGAGGGUGCCGCAGGACGCGAUCGACCUGUUGUGCAGACGCCCAGCGCCAACUGGGACCGGGACCUGGCUGGACGACCGCGAGGCUCUGACGGACUCUGAUGCCGCUGUGGUCAUUGACGCGCUGCCGGGCUCCGACACGUCCGCUCGCGUGAAAGCCCGGGACCUAGCGGGUGCCCCGGCGAGCCUACACACCGCGAAGGAGCCCUCUCCCGGACAGCAUGACGAGGAUGCUGGGUCACUCCACGUCACGUCAUCUCUUCCGUGCUGCCGCCAGAUAAUUGGGCGGCACGCCCACGCUCUCUCUGCGUGGAUAGUGCUCGAUGAGGCGCCGGAGGCGCGGCUUGGGCUGUCGUUGAGCAUAGCGCUAGUUACCGUGGGUUCGAAGACAAACUGGUUCAGCCCACCCGUGCACGGCGACAACGGUAGCCACGAGCAAAAAAAAGACCUAGGCAUGCCACACGAGAGCAUGUCGACAGACAAUUAUUUACCAAGAGCGCGACGCAUCACUCAACGUGAUCUCGGUACUCCCACCCCUGCUUCCAGGGCGACUCAGCCUUCGCGCGCAAAAGACAGCCGGAGGCCCAGGAAGCGUCUCGACGCGGAUCCUCAUUUUCGAAACCCGUUGCCCUCUUUCGUCCGGCUGCGCGCCACUAAUACUUGUCGCAAGAGGCCUCUUCUGGGCUCUGUGGAUGCUUUGAAGCUCGAGGAGGGCGCGAAGGGGAACUUGGAGGACUAUCCAGCCGAACCCCCGACAUCCCCCUACCCCACGCCUCUCCUCAUCGCCCACAUUGGAUACCAAGGCGUCGUGCACGAAGACGCCGAGUGCGCUCCCGCGCGCGGCCCGGGUGCCCUCGAUAUCCCUCUCAUCCGCGGCAGCGCCGUCUCGCGCUCGCGCUCGAGCAAGUCACAGGGCGAACGACCGUGCGUCGUCACAUAA
Epithele typhae is the source of this 1284-nucleotide messenger RNA. RefSeq lists its product as uncharacterized. Lineage: Eukaryota; Fungi; Basidiomycota; Agaricomycetes; Polyporales; Epitheliaceae. Bases 1 to 1284 code for a protein of 427 amino acids. The record is from RefSeq and is a predicted model, not a curated record. The transcript has 12 exons.